This is a messenger RNA of Oryzias latipes (Japanese medaka), 5068 nucleotides long. RefSeq names its product tumor protein p53 binding protein, 1 (gene tp53bp1). Gene Ontology annotation, cellular component: nucleus. NCBI's taxonomy places the organism in Eukaryota, Metazoa, Chordata, Actinopteri, Beloniformes, Adrianichthyidae. The record is from RefSeq and is a predicted model, not a curated record. Gene Ontology annotation, molecular function: histone binding. Gene Ontology annotation, biological process: positive regulation of transcription by RNA polymerase II; DNA damage checkpoint signaling.
AACUUCAUUUAGGAUCUAUCGUAAAGUACAAUGGAGUAACGUUGUAAUCAAUGUCGUUACUUCAUAUGAGGAAACUUUGAAGGCUUGCUGUCCUUCCAGAAAAUGCUCAGCAGUGAGAUGAUUCUGCGUCAUUUCUGCACAGAAGCGUGUCUGCUUGCGCUCAGACUCACUCAGCGCGUCUGCGGCGCGUGACCCCGCACAUCCCGCACACUAAGGAGCGUCCCUGUGCGGAACGCAGAUGCGCUGUGGGCUGUCUAGAACAUGCCUUUGCAUCAUGACGUGCGCGCGUGUGUCGCACACCCCGGCUCUGACAGAGGGCAGGGCUGAUGCUGCGCGCCUCCAUCCCGCACUGAUCCACCGCAGAGCCGCAGACACGGACCCGCAGCUAACAGCGGCCCGCCUCCGGCUCUCCUGAUCCGAUGGAUCCCAGUGGAAGCGACCUGGACUCCAGCCUGCCGCAGCCAGAAAACCCGUGCCUGAUCGUGGAGGACUCCCAGCCGGACAGUGUCGCUCUGGAGGACGACCCCGAGAGCAGCUACCGAGCCCUGCUAGCCCGCCGCCUGUCCAUCCUGCAGCCCGCUUCCCGCAGCCCAGUCCUGGAGCUGAUCUCGUCCCCCUUGGGCAGCAGAAGCUCUCAGACCGACAGCCAGUCCACGUCCGACACUGACCGGCAGCCCUGUGGGGCUGUCAGCGGCCGUCCGGUGCAGAACAGCAGAGGGUGUGCAGACAUGGAUCCUGGUGCUGAUUCUACAACAAACUGCGUUCAGCCUGAAGGGGACUCUUGUCACCUGGGCUUCCUGGAGCUCUCUCAGAGUCAGGAUCUCCAGGCUGAGGAAAUCUUAGGUUGCCCCUCCCACACCGACAAGCCCAGAAGCUCAGCAGAGCGGAGUGUUGGUGCAGAGACUCAAAGCCUUGUGGCGCCAAGGUCUGAGGUGAGCUCCAGCAGCUCCUCGGGGUCUGUCUGGCAGGCGAACCUCCAGGUCCUGUCGCGCGCCCCCAACGCGUCAGGCUGCGCUGAGCGGGACCUUCGGGACCAGGAGAUCCUGUCGUCGCAGGAAGACCUGUUUGAUGCAGACAAGACAGGAGCUGCAGUGGACAGCACCGUGUCGCAGUCGGAUCAGCAAGGCCACCCCUCCUUGACCCCAGCCCACACCCUGCGACUGCUACAUCUGUCUGGACAGGGCACUCUGGUGCAGGACAGCCUGUCCCAGAACUCUGGGGAUUAUGUGGGCCCCACUCCAGACAGCUUCCCCCAUACUCCUCUGAUAGUUCCCAGUUCACCAACAGAACCAGAACCACCGAAUGGUGCUGGGGAUGCCAUGGACACCUCUAAGCCACAACCCUCUGCCUCCACUCCCGUGUCCCAGAGCACGCCUGGUUUCGCCUUUGAGCGCCUCCUUCCAGUGCCGUCUCAGCCCGAGUUCUCCCACGACGUGUUCGCCCCGACACAGAGCCAGAAGGCCUCACAACCACAGGAGAAGUCGCCGUCUUCUGAUCUGGGUUUGGAUCCGGCACCGUGUUCCACUUUGCAGCUGUCUGAGAGCUGCAGCCGGCAGGAGCGCAGCCUGGAGGAGGACAGUCAGGCCACGCAGAUCGAGGCGCCGGAAGAGGCGCCCAGCGGGGACAUCAGCCCCUGCAGGACUCCCGGCUCUGAUGCGAGGGGAGAAGGUGGUGCGGCGGAGGAACCAACCAUCACAGAACUUGACAGGGACUCUCUGGACGUGGAGGAUGCGGGCAGGCGGGCGCACUCGCCCCCGCCUGAAGCCACGCCCAGCAGCCUGCCUUCACAGUCCGUUAUCUCUCAGCCUGCCGUGGCUGACUCCGGAGGAGGAAACGCCAUGAGCCUGUCUGAAGAGGCACAUCAGCAUGGAGCAGAGACAGACAAAGGGAGGGGGGUCGGAUGUGAUGAAGGGGAGGAAGAGGAGCCUGCAGGAGGCCCUUCAGGACUGGCUCUGGUCCUGUCCCAGAGCCAGCUUCUGUCCCCUGAACACAUGGAGGAGGGGGAGGACGAGGGUGGAGAGAGGCCUCCGCACAGGGAGAACGGACACGCCCCCAUCUCCAACAGCCUCCCCCACAAAGAGGUGCAGCCGGCUUCAGACGGGACGUCCCAGACGGGGAUGUUGGGGCGUAAAGCUCAGAGCCUGGAGGACAAAAGUCUGAGCGACAGCUCAGCAGAUAUGUCCUUUCACUUCACUCUUCCUAAAGAUGGAGAGCUGACAGGCCCCCCUGCCAGCGCCACGCCGCCUCUGGUCAGCCAGCUGGGGCAGACGCUCAGACACAGCACCCCCAUCGAAACCGCCUCCUUUUCCGAAAAAUCGGACGUCCCCGCAGAGGUGGCGGGGGCGGACUCCCCCUCGGUGGACGGGGACGGGAAGCUGAGCCUGAGGAUGAAGCUGGUGACGCCGGUGGAGGAGGGCAGCUCCGAGCGCUUCAGCCUGCAGAAGCCAGCUUUGUCAGAGGAGGACGCAGCCGGGGUCAAGGUCGCCACCGUUUCCAUGGCAGCCCCCAGCAGUCCCUCUGUGUUCACCCGAGUGCGGCAGGUGCACCGGCAGCGGGAGGCGGGGGGAGACCUCCAGCCUGGGAGCAGCACCACGGCUGUCGAGGAGGGGCUGUCGGCGUCCCCAAAGAGGAGCUCACAGAUGCCUUCGCGUGGAUGCAGCAGCCUGCCGAGCAGCCAGCCGGAGCCCCUGCAGCAGGGGGGGUCGGCAGUGCCGCAGGGGAGCCUCAAGCCUGCCGUCGAGCCACCCGAAGAGCAGCAAGGGGCACCUCAGGCCCCUGAGCCCCCCCGUCCAGGUGCAGCAGACCCACAAAAACGGGUCUCCCAGCAGGCGGUCAACAGCACGGUCACCUCCACCCCCUCCAAGGGAGAACCGGAGUCUCCGUUGCUCAGGAGAGCCGCCGGCCCGGCUCACCACAGACACGUACGCACCAUCCAGGAGGUGCGGACCACCAUCACGCGCAUCAUCACAGACGUCUACUAUGAGGAUGGCAGGGAGGUGGAUCGCAGGGUCACAGAGGAGAGUGAGGAGCCUGUGGUGGACUGCCAGGUCUUGGAGGAAGUUUCUCCGUGCCGCACAGGCAGCAGCUCGGUCACCUUGGGGGACCUGGCGGACAUCAGCUCCCUGUCCUCCAAGGCCUCCAGCCUGCAGCACAGCUCUGGGGGCACCAGCAGCAGCACGGGCCCCCCAAGGCCAGACUUCGUCAUUCCUCCCAGCAGAGGGGCAAGAUCCAUGAGUCCCAGAAGGGGAGGUGGGCAUUUACAGAGGGGUCACAGGGGUAACAGGGUGGGGUCAGUGGCCUCCCCAGGCAGAGGCUUCAAUACUUCAGGGUCCCGGGCCUUCCUCCCCAUGACCCCUCGGGGUAGGGCUAGAAGGGGCCGGCCCCCAUCCCGCUCCUUCAUGUCCAGAGGGGGGGCUGUUGGCUCGCUGCAGAGGACCGUCGCUCACGGACACACGCCGUCUUCUUCAGAGGAGGAACCCUACACCCUCAUCGGGCCCCCGCUCCUCCCCGUCAGCCCCACAGACCCCAAACCCCCAAGCCGCUCAGAUUCCCUCAGGUCCUCGCCGGAAGUGGCGAGCUCGGCCGGCAGCAGCUUCGUGGGACUGCGCGUCGUUGCCAAAUGGUCCUCCAACGGCUACUUCUACUCGGGCCGCAUCAUGAAGGAUGCCGGGGAGGGGCGGUUUCGCCUGCGUUUCGAUGACGGCUACGAGUGUGAGGUGGCGGGAAGGGACAUCCUGCUGUGUGACCCCAUCCCCGUGGAGACAGAGGUCACAGCUCUGCUGGAAGACGAGUACUUCAGCGUAGGGGUUGUGAAGGGCCACAGGGCUGAGGGCUCCGAGCUGUUCUACAGCAUCGAGCGGGACGGCCAAAGGCACUGGCACAACCGCACCGCGGUCAUCCUGUCUCUGGACCAGGGGAACCGGCUGAGGGAGCAGCACAGCCUGGGACCCUAUGAAACGAGCACCCCCCUGACCAAAGCAUCCGACAUCAGCCUGGAUAACCUGGUGGAGGGGAAGAGGAGGCGCAAAGGAACCCCAGGGGGGGCGCACACCCCCAACCGCAGCUCCUCUAGCAGCCCUCGGACCCCCGGCCCCUCCGGCAAAAGGAAGCUAAUGGCUCCAGAGGAGAACCGGACGCCGUCAAAGAGGGGACGCAGAGGGGGGGGGUCUCGAGCGGCUCAGCGGUUUACCGUCUGUAACACGUCCGGCAGCGGCACCGAGCUCCCAGGUCAGUCCGGUGACCCGGCGGAGACGCACGGCCCCCUUCCCCAGAACGCGUCCCUCUUCAUGGGUUUCGCUUUCAUGCUGACGGCCUCGUCCGAGACCGACCGGCUGUCAAACCUGGCCUUCAGCGAGGAUGAGGAGGAUUACGUGCAGACGGGUCCGUAUAACAAAGCCUACACAGAGUCCCAGCUGCAAGCCGGGGGGGGCUUCAUCCUCCCGGACUUCAAUGAGGAGCAGUGUCAGGCGGCCUACCAGAGCCUGCUGAUCGCAGACCAGCACUGCCGCACCAGGAAGUACCUGCUGUGCGUGUCCAGCGGCGUGCCGUGUGUGUCUCACAUUUGGGUUCGGGACUGCUGCAGAGAAAACAAGCUGCUGAACUACAGGAACUACUUGCUGCCGGCAGGGGCGGGGCCUGACGGCGCCAUCGUGGAGUGGCAUCCGCGCUGCAGCCCCUUCAAGGCCCUGCACGUCCUGCUGCUGUCGCAGCAGCCGCAGGAGCUGUGGGCGCAGCUGGCCACCAUGGGCGGGGCCUCCUCAGUGCGGCAGCUGCAGGUGGACGACAGCUCAGACAUUCCUGCCGGGAAGUUCGACGUGGCGGUGACGGACCACACCUGUCCGCCGCAGGUCAGGAGAAGAGUGACAUCCCAGGAAGUGCCCGUGGUACCUCCCGAGUGGCUGAUUCAGAGUCUGAUCUGCGGCAAGCGGAUGGAUUUUCGGCGCGGCUGGGAUGGCUCCUCCUCUCCGUGCUCCUCCUCCUCCUAACCCGGACCUCCGGGUCCUGCUGCAUGCUCUGCUGUACAUUCCUGUCUGUUUUUAUCAUAAUAAACGUGAUUGCUUUCAUUUUA